Symbiodinium sp. CCMP2456 is the source of this 2313-nucleotide messenger RNA. The record is from the annotation of a GenBank genome assembly. NCBI's taxonomy places the organism in Eukaryota, Dinophyceae, Suessiales, Symbiodiniaceae.
AGAAGCCAGAGGAAGAAGAAAGAAAAGAAACAACACCUGCACAAGAAGUGGUACCAGCAGCUGAAACCGGUGAGGAGGAGCAACAAGAACCGAGAAGUGGACCUACUCCGAAGAGACAUUCAGAAAGGAUCUCCCUUCCCUCGGUGGACAGAACCGGACAGUCCCUUACGUCAUUCACUCGCCCAGGAGAGACCUCUACGCCUGCCACAAGGACCAAGAGUAAAGCAGAGCGAAAGGAAGAAAAGAAGUCUGCGAGGAAAGAAGAAAAGAGAAACAGGAAGCUGGACAAGAGUGCAAGAAAAGCCGGAGAGUCUGAAGCGGAAAGAGAGCCAGUGCGAAGAAAGCUCGACACGGCUCUGGAGCAUGCAGGGCAAGAAGAAAAGAUUGGACUUGAGGAACUUAGAAAAGAAUGCCAAGCUGAAGAUUCCCAAGCAGAAGCUCCAGAAGGAGCAGAAGCGUGUCUUGGCCGAAACCAGCACCAGAAGGCAACAAGAGCUCGAAGCAGAAACCAAGAGACUCAAAGCUGUGGAAGAAGCCGAGCAAAGAGCUCGAGAGCAGCGAGCAAAGAACCCCAAGGUGCAAGUACCAGUCGAACUGGAGAAAGCUGAAAAAGGAGCAUCAUGGUUUGAACAGAAAUCCGCAGAACUGGUGGAAGCCUACAUCCAUGGACAGCCGACGCAGCAGAAGAAGUCUAAAGCUGCAGAAGCUGUGUACUUAUCUGCGUGCAAGGAUUCUGAGCAAGCCCAGGAAGCUUUCAUUUCUGCACUCCAGAAAGUUCAAGACAGUGCCCAAGUACUCCAGAAGAGUAUGGGGAAAGCACUGGAAGCAGCUAUCGAAUUUGGCCGGGAAGAUGAAAGGACCAAGGUGUACGCCCAGGCGAAGGCGAAGUGUACACGACCUGAAAUCCCUCGAGUUAAAGCAAGACCCCAGAUCCCAGCGGGACUGCAAGAGAAACUCAGGCAGGAGAAGGAAACCCAACAAGCCCGGAAAGAGCGGGAACCCAGCAAGUCCGAACAGGAGAAGACAUCUGGAAAACUUCGAGAACAACCAGCUGAAGAGGAACCAGGAAAAGAAUGGACCGAACAAGUUUCCGAAGACACCUGGAAGGCGGAAAGGAAACUCGCGUCAGAUGAAAAGUUCUUGGACUGUGUCCAUUAUCCGUUCUCUCCAGAAUGGCAAGAGAAGGUACGAAAGGAACUGUUGGACCUGUCGUACCGUGGAUUCAGGAAGAGCGAGAACGAAGAAGUAUAUGUCACCAGGAAGUUCGGAUGGCAGUUUCGCUCGAGCAAGGAAUUCCAUACCAUCGAAGAAAGGUUACAGGAAAAGUUUGGGCUCAGACUGGUCUGGAAAAACACGGAAGUCAAAGGAAAGAGUAAGGCGAUGGAUGACUGGCAUUGCUACCCCCUUGGAAGAGGAUGCAUGGAGAAGCCAGGAAAGCAUGGAAUGUACACCAUCCAAGGAAGCUUGCCGCCGAGUAAGGAACUGUGCUCUAUAUGCUGGACUGGAGGCCACUGGAGGAGAGACUGUCCACUCAAGGAUCUGGUAUCCCAGCUGUGGGAGCCAGCACUCACAGUGUUGGUGCCAGGAAGGAAACUCCGGAAGUUCUACCCGAUGCGGAACGUCAUCUGCGAAAAGUACAAGGAAGAGAGGGAUGAGUUCCGGCGAUACUACCCAGCUGUGGUAUUCGCGGACUAUGGAGCCGUUGAUAGUAAGAUCUCCGAGAUCAACAAGAAGAAGUACAAGGAUGAAAAGAAGAAGAACCCAGAGAACUACCCGGAGAUUGAACCCCCAGCAGAGGAAAGAGGAAAAGGGGAAAGUACUACGAAGUACACAGAAGAACUCUUGGAGAUGCAAGAUUCAGCCAAGAAGAGGCGAACCAAGUUGCUCGAAGGAGGAACGAAAGAGACGAUCGAUGUGGACAUUGGGAGAACCGUCCUCGCCGUGGAGAAGAAGGAAAGGAACAUUGGGAGAACCGUCCUCGCCGUGGAGAAGAAGGAAAAGCUUGAAGAGUACCACGAAAAGAAACGCCAAGAAGAAGAAUCCAAGGAUCAGACUCCAGCAGUGAAGAGUCCAGUGAAACGUCAGAAGCAGUAUGUGAUGACCCAGUACAAGAACAGCAGGAAAGCACUGGAUCAGAGCGUAGGCAGAAUGCCUACCGCGGCGCUUGAGCUGCUUGUACUCAUAUUUCUUCAGUUGUCCAUCAACUGCGCAAAAUUAGGACCGAAGCUAUGGAAGCAACAGGCUCACCCGGAGCAAGUGGAUCAGAUGGAUCACCCAUUGGCCCUCGGAUGCAACCUUCAGAUGAUGGACUAG